Hibiscus syriacus is the source of this 1363-nucleotide messenger RNA. RefSeq names its product protein LIGHT-DEPENDENT SHORT HYPOCOTYLS 6-like. The record is from RefSeq and is a predicted model, not a curated record. NCBI's taxonomy places the organism in Eukaryota, Viridiplantae, Streptophyta, Magnoliopsida, Malvales, Malvaceae. Bases 503 to 1216 code for a protein of 237 amino acids. Gene Ontology annotation, biological process: mRNA transcription; response to light stimulus. Gene Ontology annotation, cellular component: nucleus. The transcript has a single exon.
AAUUCUUAGUCCACAGGACAACAGGUUAAAUCUCAUUUCACCCUUUUUCCAGGCUAAUUUCUAAAAAGAAAAGAGAGUAAUUGUAACGAGUUGUAUUCGCCCGUCCCAUCAUCCGUUUGUUUUUGGUUUUCUUCGUCUGUCUUGAUUUCCUUUCUUCAUUCAAAAUCAUUUAUCCUGACUCUCCUAAACACGAAUAGAGGGAAAACAAACAGGCAAAUCUUUCCCGUGAAGAUCCCAAAGGGCCGGGGACGGGGUGGUGAGCCAGUAGUUCUUUCCAUGAACCCUAUACACUAUUACUCCUUGCCUGAUCAAAUACAAGCCUUAGCUAUAAAGAGAUUGCAAUCUGUAAGUGAUCGAUCGGUUGAGAGCUUAGAAUUUAGAUAGAUUAGGCAGAGCCCUCCCUCGGCCCCUCUUCAUUCUCCGGCACCUGAAAUCUAGACAAAUAAAGUCCAAGGUGGGAAGCUGAUAAUCGGAAAAAACACCAACCCUUUUGUUUUCGUUAAUGGAUCCUGCUUCAGUAGGGGGUGCUUCAACCAACUCGAAUAGCAUAAACGAGAGUUCAACACCUGGUGUAGUUAUAGCUACAGAAACGCCGCCCAUGGUUUCACAGCAAGGUGGAGCUGGUGAGUCGUCUUCUUCCCCAGCUCCACCGAGUCGCUACGAGUCACAAAAGCGUCGAGAUUGGAAUACUUUCUUGCAGUACUUGAAGAACCAUAAGCCUCCGUUAACACUAGCUCGUUGCAGUGGUGCCCACGUCAUCGAGUUCUUGAAAUACCUUGACCAGUUUGGCAAAACUAAGGUUCACAUGACGGGUUGUCCUUAUUUCGGACAUCCAAACCCACCCGCGCCAUGUUCUUGCCCACUCAAGCAGGCCUGGGGUAGCCUCGACGCGCUGAUCGGACGCCUUAGAGCUGCUUAUGAAGAAAACGGUGGACACCCAGAAUCAAACUCUUUUGCAGCAAGAGCUGUGAGGAUUUAUUUGAGGGAAGUGAGAGAAGGACAGGCUAAAGCUAGAGGGAUUCCUUACGAGAAGAAGAAACGAAAAAGGUCUACUGUCACAACUACUGCUGUAGGUGUCAAUCUGUCUGUGGCUGCCGCUCAAACUGCUGAUGGUGGUGUGGGUAGCGGCGGUGGCGGAGUUGAUAGUGCUGGUGGAACUGCGGCUAAUGUUGGUACUGCCACCUCCGCUUCUGCUGCUCCAACUACUGACGUAUAGAUUUUUCUUUUACUGAAUUCUUUUCUCCUCCUCCUAAUAGCCGUUUUAUAUGAUUAUGAGGUAUAUAUCUUGGGAAUUCUCUCUCAAUAUUGGAUUGAUGUCCCAUGAACCAAAUUUAGUUAAAAAUCUAGUUUUUAUCUUUUUCAA